Messenger RNA from Gaeumannomyces tritici R3-111a-1, 285 nucleotides. RefSeq lists its product as hypothetical. Lineage: Eukaryota; Fungi; Ascomycota; Sordariomycetes; Magnaporthales; Magnaporthaceae. The record is from RefSeq and is a predicted model, not a curated record. The coding region runs from base 1 to 285 and encodes 94 amino acids. The transcript has 3 exons.
AUGAAGCCAACAACGGUUCUGCGUCGCCCGGCUCUCGCCCCCAUGCCCACAGGCCCCCUACGCGCACCACCCACAGGUGUCGCAGCCAGGGUUCUCCCUCCCCUGAUCAUAAUGGGAUGUGUCGCCGGCAUCGCCUCAUACGUCAAGAGCCAGCUGCACAACGAGUCCGGCACCAUGGACCGGAUCUUUGCGCAAAAGAACGACGAGAGGCACGAGGCGGCCAGGAAAAAGGUCUACGUUGACCGCGAGCCGCGGAGGAGCGCCUACAACAUUCUGUCAUGGUGA